AUGGACGAUUUACUUAAAAAUGGCAAUGUAAGUACUAUCCAACGUGCGAGUGAUCUCCUUGUGUCGGUCUCAGUUUGUGCUGAGACACACAAGGCAAAAAUAAUACGUCAAUCUUUGGCAGCAAGUGAAGAGCUAAAGCAAAUGGCACAAGAACGAGAACCGUUAUGGGUUUUUGAUCUAGACAGGAGUCUCGAGGUUCUGAAUUGCACCGAGUACAAUCGAAGAUUUGCAUCGCUCGAUCCAACUUUGGAGGAGAUAAUCAGAGUGAUUACAAUGGGAGGAUGGCCUGCAGAGCUUCCAAACUUCAAUGAAAAUAUAGAAAUUAUUCAAACUGAAAGUGGAUGCACACAGCCCUGUGAAUCUGAAGCAUCUAGGGCAAUUGGGGUUGUUUCCAGCAAUCCAAUUAGCGUUGUCAAUAUGUUCAUGGAUGUGAUGGUGGCAGAGUUUCAUGUUCCUUCUCCACUUGUUCGGGGUCGGGAGAUGUAUUUUGCAAGGAGCUGUAGGCAGCUGGAUUUCGACACUUGGAUAGUAGCUGAUGUUUCUUUGGAGAAUAUUUUUCCGAACCCAGCGGUAAAAUGUCAAAGAAGGCCAUCAGGCUGUCUAAUUCAAACACUUCAAGAAGGAUUAUCCAUGGUUACUUGGGUGGAACACAAUGCAGUAUGUAAUAAUCUGGUUCAUGAUAUGUUUAUUAAACCCGUCUUUGCAUUCGGCGCAAAGCGCUGGAUUUCAUCAUUAGAGAGGCAAUGCGACAGAAAUGCAACAUUAUUAAUGCACAACAAAGGUACCGAUUUUCAUCCUCUCUUCUCAAGAGUCCGACUCGGAGUAUCUGGGAUCAGUCUAUUAAAUUUGGCAGAAAGAAUGGUUAGAAGCUUUAAUGCCAAUAUUUGCUCAAACCAAGAAAAUAAAUGGAGACAAUUACCUAUAGAAGGUGCACAAGACAUCCUAAUCAAAACAAGCCUUAACGUUGAUAAUCCAGGGGUACCUCGCGGUGUCUCAGUAACAAUUGCAACUUCGUUACAUCUCCAUGUUCGACAGAGAGAUGUUUUCGACUUUCUUCGCUGUGAUCAAAAUCGAAACAAGUGGGAUAUACUCUCCUAUGGCUUGACAAUUCGAGACAUUAUACAAAUUUCUUCUGCUCGCAACUCAACAGAUUGCGUAUCAGUGGUUUUAGUGGAGCCAACAGAAAACAGAAAGGCAGUUUCAUACUUGCACGAAAGUUUCUACGAUUCAACAGGCUAUUAUGUAGUAUACGCGCCUAUUGACAUCUCUGCAAUGGAUCAUAUUAUGGAAGGCAAAAACUCAGAUAAUGUUUCAAUAUUAGGAUCAGGAUUUGCAGUCCUCCCUGGGAAAAGUGAUAAGGAAAGCAUACUCACUAUUGGAUUUCAGAUUAUGGAUGAAGAGCUAACGAUGCCUGAGGACCUGCCACCACAAUCAGUGUUAACAGCACACAGCCUCAUGAAAGAAACUAUUUCUCUUAUUGAGCCUGCAAUCAUAUCCUGA
This is a messenger RNA of Fraxinus pennsylvanica, 1500 nucleotides long. Lineage: Eukaryota; Viridiplantae; Streptophyta; Magnoliopsida; Lamiales; Oleaceae. The record is from the annotation of a GenBank genome assembly.